AUGGCCAACGCAGGCGGACGACAAGCUGCUGGUGGUGUGGGGCAGGCCUUUGGCGCGAAGCCUACUAGUGCGGGAAAGGAGGCAAAGGAUGUGCGACAGCAGUAUAUCUUCCUCAACAUCAUCGGAAGCGGCUCCUUCGGGAAGGUCCACAAGGUCCAGUCCAGGACGAACGGGCGGAUCUUCGCGUGCAAGGAAAUCGACUACGCCAAGAUGAGCGAGAAGGAGAAGAAGCUCCUCGUCCACGAGGUCAACACGCUCAAGGAGCUCAGCCACGAGAACAUCGUCUCCUACAUCGACCGCUUUGUCGAGCGCGAGAACGCGAAGAUGUUCAUCGUCAUGGAGUACUGCGAGAAUGGAGACCUUGCCAGAUACAUCAAGCGGCACAAGACAGACAGGCGCUACAUCGCUGAGGAGAAGAUCUGGUCUGUCUUUGUCCAGCUCCUCCAUGCCCUUAACUAUUGCCAUAGUUUGCACAAGCACGAUGAUACUGGCACCCACAAAGUUAUCCACCGAGAUAUAAAGCCCGGCAACGUGUUCCUCACACGCGAUGGCUCCAUCAAAUUGGGGGACUUUGGUCUUUGUAGAUCAUUGGGUGAACUUUCGCAAGCUAAGACAAACGUCGGCACCCCCCUCUACAUGGCCAUAGAGGUCCUCCAGAAGCAGUCCUACACAGAGAAGGCAGACAUAUGGUCCCUUGGCUGCGUCAUCUACGAGCUCUGUGCCCUGCAGCCCCCAUUCGUGGCAUCUAACAUGGAUUCCCUUAAAGCUAAAGUCAAGCAAGGUGCGCGUCCUGCCAUACCAGCACAUUACUCCAGUGACUUAUCAGCUGUCAUCGAUUCUAUGCUCAAUUCCAACUUUAACUCGCGACCGUCUGCCGCAGAGCUACUUAAUCAUCGUAAGAUCAUUGAGAUGUCGGAAAGGAUGAAGAACGCUGGGAUGACUGGGGCUGGCAUGCAAGCUGCAGCCAAUCCUCCACCUCCCGUCCAGGCCCCGGUCAGUGCUGCUGCACCACGUGCCGGUGAGGCUCUUGCCGCUCUUAAGAACGAAGCAGCCAAUAUCGGGAACCCGGUUGACGUAGCUCAGAAGGAACGGGAACUAAAGGAGUGGGAAGAGAGACUUCAGCAGAGAGAACAGCAAAUACGAGCCCGUGAAGAGCAAGUCGAGCGCGCUCUUGUUAGUGGCAAGUCCAAUGGUGGCGCUUACAAGUAUAAGAUGUAG
This is a messenger RNA of Giardia duodenalis, 1218 nucleotides long. RefSeq names its product Kinase, NEK. The transcript has a single exon. Gene Ontology annotation, molecular function: protein kinase activity; ATP binding. The record is from RefSeq and is a predicted model, not a curated record. The coding region runs from base 1 to 1218 and encodes 405 amino acids. Gene Ontology annotation, biological process: protein phosphorylation. NCBI's taxonomy places the organism in Eukaryota, Fornicata, Diplomonadida, Hexamitidae.